Messenger RNA from Closterium sp. Naga37s-1, 3450 nucleotides. NCBI's taxonomy places the organism in Eukaryota, Viridiplantae, Streptophyta, Zygnematophyceae, Desmidiales, Closteriaceae. The record is from the annotation of a GenBank genome assembly.
AUGGAGAAUCAGCCGCCCUUCGUCAGCAGAGGCGCGCCCGCAGCGUUUCCGCCGGCGGGACCUGUUUCGUGGGCGCAGGCUGUAGCCGGGGGCGGCGGGGUGACUGGGGGAGGCGCGGUGACCGGGGGAAGCGCGCAGGCUGUAGCCGGGGGAGGCGGAUUUGCGCCCAGCAUAGUAUGGGGGGGAGGCGGGAGGUCGCAGCAGCAGCAACCGGCGAGCAAGUACGUUUAUCAUCGCCGCAUCGUCGCUUCACUGUCACCUCGUCGUCGUGUCGCGUCACCGCCCAGUGCGCGCUCUCCUUUCCAUAGUCCCCCGCGCAUGGCCCCCUCUCGCACGUGCGCGGCGCUCGGUCCCGCCUUUUCUUCUCCCCGAGGUCGGCUUGAUCCACCGUCUUGUCCGGCCGUUCCCUACGGCCUCCUCCUUCGCUCCUACCCCCUCCUCCUCUCAACCAUCUCCUUCCCUCGCCUGCUCCCCAUUCCCUCCCCUGCUCCCCAUUCCCUCCCCUGCUCCCCAUUCCCUCCCCUGCUCCCCAUUCCCUCCCCUGCUCCCCAUUCCCCAACUCCUCCAUCCCGCCACUACCACCCCCCACUCCUCCCCGUUCCGCCCAUCCGCUCCUCCCUCCCCCCCGAAGCUCCUUGUUUUUUCUCAGCUCACCUUCACCCCCUUCCUCGCCCGUUUCCUUUUCGCCCCUCUCCUCCUCUGCUCCGCAGUUCGCCAGCUGACUUUCCCGCGCUGACGUCAGCAAACCGGUCCCCAUCUCCGCCACUCCCCAGAUCCGCGCAGCAGUCCCCCUCCCCCCCGCGCGCGCGCCCCCCCGGCGGCGCCUCCGCCAGCCUGCUGGGGGACGCUGCUGCGCUGGCGCGGCGCAGAGCGAGGUUUGGGGAGGUGGCGCCGGGGGAUGGCGCGGAGGAGGGGGGGGGGGGCGCCAAGGACGGGGGGACGGGCGGGGGAGGGGGAGACGGCGGGGGAGGAGGGCGGGGAGGAGGAGGGGGAGGAGGGGGGAUGGCGGCGGGCGGGGGAGGGGCCACGGAGGAGGGGGAGGGGGGAGGCGACGAGGCGGACUGGCAGCUUGCAGAGGCGGUUGUGGGAACGUGCCCUGACAUGUGCCCUGGUAUCACAGCAACACAUGUGCUCCUAGUAAACCACCCCCUCCUUCCUUUCCGCCUUCCCUCCUCCUCCCAUCAUUUCUAUCCUGCACUCCUUUCCUCCCCUCUCCCCACCUGCCCUCUUCCCCUCCCCCUCCACCCCCUUCUCCCCUCCUCUCGUCUACGCCUCUCCCAACUCCUCCCCCCUUCACUUCCCCUUCCCUCCUCCUCGUUCCCUCUCUCUCCUUCUCCACUCUCCAUCCCUCCUCCUUCCUCACCCUCCCCCACCAGCACAAGAGAGGGAGGUGAGGGAGCGCAGCGGUGCGCUGGACGUUAUUCCCGUGCGCCCAACAUGGACCCCUCGUUCAUCCGCCCCAUGCCCGUGCUCCACACCACCAUGGCGCACAUGCUCUCCCUGCUGCACCUCCCCUUCCCCCCUCCGCCCUCCGCGGCCAAGGGGGGCGCGGAGGAGGGGGAGAUGGAGGGGGAAGGCGGGGGGGAGGAAGCAGGGGGGGCGGGGGGACCGGGGAUGCGGCUGCUGCUGCUGCACUCGUUCCUGUGGGAUCGCAUGAGGGCUGUUCGCGCUGACCUGCGCAUGCAGCACCUGUUUGGACGAGAGGCGAUCAACAUGCACGAGCAGAUGGUGAGACAUGGCUGCUGCCUCACGAGCUCUGUGAUUACCCCACGCGGGGACUCGUUCCCAGGGGCGCAUUCUCCUACCUCUCUCCCCCCCCCCUCCACGCUCAUCUCCCCCACCCCCUCACCCUUCCCCCACCUCACCCCCCAGGUGCGGUUCCACAUAGUGGCGAUGCACGAGCUGUGCGAGUACCCCAAGGGCGAGGGAUUCAGUGACGGCUUUGACGCGCACCUGAACAUCGAGCAGAUGAACAAGGCGUGUGUCGACCUCUUCCACAUGUACCACGACCGCCGUGCUGACCUUGAGCACGCCCAAGCGAUGGCGAGCGAGGGCGAAGGCGGGGAGGAGGGGGAGGUGGGGGAGUUGGAGGCGUGUUUGGCGCAGGAGGGGGAGCUGAGAGGGUACUACCUGCUGCUCAAGAUCGACCGCCAUCCAGGGUUCAAUGUGAGUCGGUUGAGCCGGCAGAGUUUGCGAGGGAGCUCUCUCUCCUCCCCCACAUCGUCAGGAGCAGCCCCCAAGUCGUCUUUGCUCGCUCCGUUGCAAGGCAAUGUCGUUCAUUCUGUUGCUCAUGCCAACGGGCAUGUCUCCAUGUACCAGCCUUCUCCGCUUGGCGCCUUCCUCGAUGCUCAUUUUGUUUCUUUGUCUCUUGUCUCUGCUUCGCGCGCUCUUGCUUUUCACCUUCACCUUCUCUCCCCUUCCUCCCCUUCCUCCCCUUCCUCCCCUUCCUCCCCUUCCUCCCCUUCCUCCCCUUCCUCCCCCUCCUCCCCCACCUCCCCUUCCUCCACGUCCUCCCCGUCCUCCUCUCCCCUCCAUCCAUCCACCCCUCUCAGGGCGUGUCGAACGCACAACUUUGUGGCGUUCUUCCGCUUGGCUCGCCAGGCCACCUACCUGCAGGCGUGCCUGAUGCACGCGCACUUCAGCAAGGGCGCUGGCAGCGGUGUAUGCAUCCAUUGCCCUCUCCCUCCCCCAUCUCCUCCCCUCCAUUCCCCCCCUCCCCCUCCAUUCCCCCCCUCUCCCUCCCCCCCGUUUUCCCACUCCCUCCCUUCCCCCUCUCCCUCGUCUCAGAUGCGCUCCAGGGCGCUGGCAGCGGUGUAUGCAUCCAUUGCCAAGGGCCAGCACCUACCAGCUCUCACACUCGCACACUGGCUCGGCAUGGAGGUACGGAGGGCAGGCUCGACAUGGAAGUAUGGGCUGCUGGCUCAGCAUGGAGCAAGAGCCAGAGAAGCUGCAGGCUCUCGUGUAGCACCACGGCCUCGGAGGAAAGCUGCAAGCAAGCAAGCACUCAUCUUCCCUCCUCUUCCCUCCCCCUUUCUCCCCCAUCUUUCCUUUCCCCCCCUCUUCCCAUCCCCUCCCCCCCCCCCAUCCUGGCACCAGCAAGAGCCAGAGAAGCUGCAGGCUCUGGUGGAGCACAUGGCUUGGGAGGGAAGCUGCAAACAACCACUCAUCUCCCCUCCUUUCCCCUCUCUCCCUCAUUCUCCCCCAACUCUCGCCCCCUCCCCCCCACCAGCAAGAGCCAGAGAAGCUGCAGGCUCUGGUGGAGCACCACGGCUUGGCUCUGCACCCCUCAGACGCCCCCGCAGAUGCCACCUACCCAGAUACAGCCUCCCCCGCGUCCGCCCUGCUGGCCGGGAGCUGCCUGGUGAAGGGCGCCCCUCUGAUGCAGGCUGGGACGCCCAUGCCUCCCUCCUCGUCUGCUCUUGUGCACAGCAAGCAGAGCCGGUUUAUUGA